Messenger RNA from Etheostoma spectabile (orangethroat darter), 2285 nucleotides. RefSeq names its product CD276 antigen homolog. NCBI's taxonomy places the organism in Eukaryota, Metazoa, Chordata, Actinopteri, Perciformes, Percidae. Gene Ontology annotation, cellular component: external side of plasma membrane. Gene Ontology annotation, biological process: cellular response to lipopolysaccharide; T cell costimulation; negative regulation of T cell proliferation. The record is from RefSeq and is a predicted model, not a curated record. The coding region runs from base 213 to 1172 and encodes 319 amino acids. The transcript is spliced from 6 exons.
AGGGGGAGGCGGUCGGGAUUGGAGCGGGCUCUGGUUUUUGCAGGCCUGCCAGAUGAGGUCUACUGCGGGAUAAAGUGUUUCUUUUCCUCGGUGGAUUAUCAGUCGGGAGUUUCCUCUGGACUACCGCAUCGACCCUUCACCGGACCGGACCGGACCGGACCGGACCGGGGCGAGAAACGAGGACAUAUCGCUUUAAUGGUGGACUUCGGAAGAUGCUGUUUCUAGUCUGUCUCCUGGUUUUGUCUGGACCGACACUGGGACAGGAACAAGGGUCCGAUGUUAAAGUGGUUGUUAGAGAAGACAGCGACGUGGUGUUGCCCUGUUCCCUCAGCACCAAGGAGAGCGUUGUAACGGAGGUCUUUGAUUGGAGAAAAGCUCCUCAGGAAGAUGAAGAUCUGAAGGAGGUGUUCCUGUAUGAUGCUGGCAUCCAUUACAACAACGGUCGUCCAGGUCAGAGUCCCGAGUUCAAAGGUCGAGUCUCUCAUUUCCCAAAUGAACUGAAACACGGCAACGCCUCCAUAAUCAUCAGAAAUACAAAGAUAUCUGACAGUGGAGAAUACAGCUGUUAUUUUCCUCGUCUUCAGCCACGUCAAACUUUCUACAUCAACCUUGUUGUUGGUCCAACACCAAAUCCAUCUGUCACAACUCUCAACACCACCUCUCCCUGGGCCCUGCUGCAGUGUGACGUUCAUGGUGCUUCUCUAACAUCUGAAGUCGAGUGGAGGGACGGGGCUGGGACCAAACUACCUGCUGUGGAGACACGGACCCCAGAAACCAGAGACCACUACCACAUCACCCUCAUCACCACGGUGACCAAGACAGACAACUACCGCUGUGUCGUCACCCAGGAGGAAAUCAACCAUCAGACUCAGGCUGAGACCUUUGUUCUUAUCAGUGGGAAAGUGUGUGAGGACUCAUCCAGUGAAGCAGUCGGAUGGAUUGGUGGAUUUGUUUUAGGAGCUCUGAUUCAUGCUCUAGUUCAAACUCUGCUUGUUGUUACAAAGAUCAUCUCAAUACGCUGCAAUAAAGCCAGCACACGGAAUAGAAACAGCAGCUCCAGAGGUCCUAGUUUCUGUCCCCCCCCCAUGAAGAAAUUACUUUUGCUUCCAAGGACGCCACAAUCUCAAGAAUAUAGAAAUACGGAGAAAUCCAGAGCAUAUAGUCUUAAUUAGCUUUGUAGCAACUCAUGUGGCGAUGGCUUGAAUGUAACGGGAAUUUGGUGUUACUUCUUUAACUGAGGGUUACACCGGGAACUACUUCCUGUAUUUCCUGUAUUGUUCCCCCCCCGCCCACCACCAGACACAUCUGAGUGCUGGCUGAGUACCUCCACUUCAUCUGGUUCAGAUACACCAACACAUAAAAAUAAAUGCAUACAUACAUGAAAAAGGGGCGUAUGAAAUUUCCAGUAAAGAGGUUAUGCAGAGGUGUAGUGGUAAAAAAAGAGGUGGGUAAACUAUAAAUUCUGUAAUACCAUCUAUAUAUUUAUUUAUUCUCUCUCUCUCUCUCUCUCUCUCUCUCUCUCUCUCUCUCUCUCUCUCUCUACACAUUUCUCCACUUUUUUACAUUGAUCCUCUCAGUUUUUGUUUUGUGAAGCAGUUUGUGACAUCUGUAACAUGAAAAAAAUGUAAAUAAUGUAAAUAAUAUUAUAAAUAUUAAGUUCCUAAAGCUCGGAGGCUUAAAGCAGAAAGGACCGAACCGAAGCCCUCUAUGACCAGGCGACCAGAUCUCAGACCAGAUCUCAGACCAGAUCUCAGACCAGAUCUCAGACCAGAUCUCAGCCCAGAUCUCAUGCUCACAUCAACAUCUAUAAUAUUCAUGUGUGUAACGUGUAGUUCAACAAACAGCUGGUCCAUCACAAAGCAACAAUUAUGCAAAUUAAUGAAUAGGAAGUUUGUUAGUUGUUAGAUAACGUUAAUGUUCUGAAUUGUCACAUUGCUGUUACGUGUUAUUGGAGCGUCUCAGGUAGUAGAGUGGUCCCUAACCAAUCUAAAACACACACACACACACACACACGACAUGUGAUCUGAUCAGAAUAUCAGGUGAUAGAAGUCGUUGUAGAUAAUGAUGGUCUGAUGAUUUUAUUGUAAAAAGAUAUUUCAGCUGAUUUUCUAUUUUUGUAUUUUCAUUGUGGACGCUGCACUCUGCUCGUUGUUGGAUGAAUGCAGACUGACCGUCGUUAUAGACGUAUGUAUGUAUGUAUGUAUGUAUGUAUGUAUGUUUCCUUAUUAUAAUUAUUUUAUAUAUAUUUUAACUUGGAAUGUAUGUUUUUAUUGGAGAUGUUUUGA